AUGACUGUCAUUGACCUUACCAACGAAAGCGAGGACGAGGUCGGGGUCGAGAUCGAGGUCGAGGGCGAGGAGCUUUCAUACUUUUGCUCUUGGUGUUAUGCAACCCUCCAAGAGAAUAUCUUGCUUUCUGGUUGUUCAUGCGUCAUUUGUCCGACAUGCUGCAACAACUACCGAGAAUACAACGGGACCGUCGAAGUGUACUGUUCUAAACAAAACCACUCGCGCCAUGGAGGUCAGCAGGUCCGAAAGAUCUACGAGUUGGCCUGCGCCAUUUGCCAAGAAGAUAGCCUACACAAGCCUCUACAAGCCAUUUCGUGCGGCUUACUUGGUUCCAAGGUCACGUAUUUCACAACGAAUGUCUUCAACCCCUUGGGCCAGAACUCGCAAAGAUGUGUCCUUACAGAUGUGGUAAAGGAAAAAGUUGCCUUGUGGCUCCUACCAGUCGGUUGGAGAAUCAUGAAGGCCGUAUAA
Messenger RNA from Colletotrichum spaethianum, 471 nucleotides. RefSeq lists its product as uncharacterized. The record is from RefSeq and is a predicted model, not a curated record. Bases 1 to 471 code for a protein of 156 amino acids. The transcript is spliced from 3 exons. NCBI's taxonomy places the organism in Eukaryota, Fungi, Ascomycota, Sordariomycetes, Glomerellales, Glomerellaceae.